AUGUUCCGCACUUCUGAAGGAGCAGCAGCAGAAGGAGUUCGUAAGGCGUGGGUCGGCAUCCCAGUCGCUGAAGUCCUCCGUCCCGCGCAGUUUUGCUUAGGAGAUGAAAACGCCGAUCGCAUCGGUGGCGCUACGUACGGGGGUGAAAUCAUGACGUUGGGAAAACCCGACACCGUCACCUUCGCUGACUUCGGCCCAAACAUCGCUCAGGCCAAGGUUUCGGAAAACUUGACAUCCGAAGAGAGGAAUAAACCAGGUGCGAUGACAAAGAAGAAAGGAACUGAAAAUUUAGCAUCUGCCGAUCGCGGCUUGACGGCAGAUCUGGUGUUUCAGGGCGUUGCCUUCGAGCAUUUUGGCUCCAUGACGCCACCUCUUGGGUCGUUUAUAGCCUCUGCGGAUGCGUCCCGCGGCGGCAAGUCCACAAUUAUUUCGUUGCUGGAACCAUUCGACGAGUCAAUCUCGGGGACCAUCCUCUUAGGGUGACGCAAAAACGCCGUAUCAAGUUGGCAUAUAACCGUCGAGUUCCGCCUUUAGUCACCCAAGGCCCCAAAUAUUUGCUGGGACCAUCGGACAUAGCUCCCUGCCUGGCCUAGAACAUUAAACACAUUCAGCGUGACUCUAAUCAUGAAAUGACGCAGGUGUGUGAAGACACGAAUCUCUUCAAUCCAGCACAUGGCUGUCAGCUGGCUAUCCGACUGUGCUGGGGACUGUUACGCAUACUGCAUUUGUCGGCAGCCAUAAGCGGCAAUCAGAAGCAGCUUGAACUGUGGAUCGGUGUAACGUGCGUGUCUUG
Molecule: messenger RNA, 793 nt
Organism: Aspergillus eucalypticola CBS 122712
Lineage: Eukaryota; Fungi; Ascomycota; Eurotiomycetes; Eurotiales; Aspergillaceae
Exons: 4
Coding region: 1-483 (160 amino acids)
Source: RefSeq, a predicted model, not a curated record